Molecule: messenger RNA, 702 nt
Organism: Paramuricea clavata
Lineage: Eukaryota; Metazoa; Cnidaria; Anthozoa; Malacalcyonacea; Plexauridae
Source: the annotation of a GenBank genome assembly
AUGGUUAAUGUGUCAUUAACAACAGGUCAUUUCCCAAAUGCAUGGAAAGAAGCUCUUGUCAGUCCGCUGUUCAAGAAAGGAUGCGAAGAUAUGGAAUACAAGAACUUGAGACCUAUAAGUAAUCUGCAAUUUGUUUCCAAAAUCACCGAGAGAGCAGCGUCUGAUCAAAUCUAUAAACAUAUUGUGGCUAAUAAUGUGUUUCCCCCACUACAGUCUGCUUACAGGAAACACCAUAGCACAGAAACGGCGCUCCUUAAAGUUAUAAACGAUAUCCACGUUAACAGGAACAAUCAACAGGUAACGUUAAUAGUAUUUCUGGAUUUGAGCUCCGCAUUUGAUACUGUUGACCAUGAUAUUUUGAUUAAUCGUAUACAAACAAGUUUUGGAAUAACAGACACUGCUUUACUGUGGUUAAAAUCAUAUCUAUCUGGCCGCUCUAUACAUGUCAUUAUUGACGAAAGUACAUCGGAAAGCCUGAACAUGCCUUACGGUGUUCCACAGGGAUCAUGUCUGGGCCCAUUAUUGUUUACCGUUUAUGCUAGCAAACUCUUUGAAGUGGUAAAACAUCACCUACCAAAUGCCCAUGCAUAUGCUGAUGAUCCCAAGCUUUAUCUAGCGUUCAAACCUGAAACCACACAAUGUCAAGAAGACGCGAUGGAAGCUAUGGAGAAAUGUAUCAAAACCGUAAAACUGAUAAAUUGA